CAUCAUAUUCCAACUAUGCAUAAGGAAAAAAACGUAGAAUAUCUGUGGCCACAAUACACUAUAUUGUACUUGAAUAUAUAUUUUUCAGGAGCGUACGAAGGAAAUGUUGGCAGUCUGUCAUACAGCAGCGCUUCGGCGAAUGCAUAUAGUUCCUCAGGAACAGGAAGCACAUUUAUAGGAAACGAGGGACACAAAGGAAUUCGUAGUUACGACACCAGUGGCGGACACAACCAGCCAAGCGGUGGAGGAGGCCACCAAGACGGUGGUUGCAAAUGGUCCAAAUGUAAAUGGGAGAACGAUGAUUAUUGGGAGAAGGACGAAGAAGAAACUGAACCGGAAGAAGAAGACGAAGACGAGUGCUACGACGAUGGACAAUAUAAAGUUCACGAUCAUAGGCAGAAAAGCAAAGGAGGAUCGCCUCCUGGGGUGCAGAAAUUAGCCGCGCCUAAUCCUUUCAAUGGUCAACAACCGUACACAGGAAGCGGUGUUCCUUUUGGAACAGUGACACCAACGAGUGGCCAUUCGCAAACCACAGAUGCACACAGAUCACAACAACCGUUCAAUCAACAACCUGGUUCAAAACCGAAUCAAAGAUAUGAUGGUCCAACACCUGGAACAGGUUCGCAUCCUUCCGCGUGGAACUCGGCUCCUGGAAGCUCCUGGUCGAAUGCAGAUGUAUCCACGGAUAAAAAUGGGCCUAAAACAGGUUUUGGAUGUGCAGGAAAUUAUCAACGCGAGACUGGCUGUGUUCAAGACUCAAACAGUGCUUCUCCUGUCAAACAAGCUCUAUUACCAUUCCCAGGAAUUGAAGGCGUUCAAAAGGAAAGUUCUCCUGGUUACUUCAGUCCUGCGUCUGGAUGUUCGGGUAGUCCCUAUGAAAAAUGUAUUGAUAAGUCUGGAGGCCAACCAACGAGAUCAUACGAUAGUGAUAAACCUUCAUAUGGAUCAAAUAUAGGACAAGGGCGGUAUCCUGGACCGCCGCAAAACGUACCUUAUGGACCACAAUACUCGGCGAGUAAACCGUUAGAAAGUAAUACAGGGCCUUACGGUGGACCAUCGCAAAAUGCAGCCAAUUCUCACGUUGGAAUAAGUCUCGAUUCUGGUGCAGGCAAGACGCCAAUAUUCGGUUCCACAGAUUCAUCUCCAAUCGCUUCUAACGGUCCGUUUGGAACUGCACAAACGUCUGGUUUUCCGAGCGAUAACGCACCAUCUGUAACUCAAAAGCCAGGUUAUAGCAGCGUGAAAGGUUCUUCGGGUACGAAUGCAGGAUCUAGAACUAAUGCGUCGAAGGAUGGAGAUAGUAAAAUAUUUUAUAUAAACGUGAGCCCUGCUUCGGGAAAACCCGAAGGACAUAAACCUUCAAAUGCUGAUGAAAAGACACAACCUUUUUAUCGGCCUAAUUACAGCGCUACUGGAACAACGAAACCUUUUUACCAACCUAAUUCUCACGACAGUGCUCAAACGACGAAACCUGCUUUCUAUGAUGGAAAAACGCAAUCUUCGUAUCAGCCUGCUUCUGAUUUUGGAACGGCAAAGCCUACUUAUCAACCUAGCGUUUAUGGUGGAACAACGAAACCUUCCUAUCAACCUAAUCCAUAUAGUGGUACUGGAACAACAAAGCUUGCUUAUCAACCUGGCGUUUAUGGUGGAACAACGAAACCUUCUUACCAACCUACUCCAUAUAGCGAUUAUGGAACAACAAAGCCUGCUUAUCAACCUAGUCCAUAUAGUGGAACUGGAACAACGAAACUUUCUUACCAGCCUGGCCCUUAUAAUGAUUUUGGAACGACAAAGCCUGAUUAUCAACCUGCCGUUUAUGGUGGAACAACGAAAUCUUCCUACCAACCUAGUCCAUAUAGCGGUAUUGGAACA
Messenger RNA from Apis dorsata (giant honeybee), 1872 nucleotides. RefSeq names its product DNA-directed RNA polymerase II subunit RPB1-like. The transcript has 4 exons. The record is from RefSeq and is a predicted model, not a curated record. NCBI's taxonomy places the organism in Eukaryota, Metazoa, Arthropoda, Insecta, Hymenoptera, Apidae. The annotation marks the transcript as partial.